AGAGGCGGGAAGGUCCGCGUAGCUGCCUGCGGACGGAGGCGAGUUAACUUCGUUUUGUAAAUGUCAAAUGCUAAAUACAAAAAGCUUUGACAUUGAAGAAAAUGAAGAGAAACCUGAAUGAAAGUUCAUCUCGAAGUACAGCAGGCUGUUUGCCUGUGCCAUUGUUCAAUCAGAAAAAGAGGAACAGACAACCAUUAACUUCUAAUCCACUUCAGAAUGAUCCAGGUAUUGGUACUGUUUCUGACAGUUACGGUUUCCCUUCUUUACCAACAGAUUGGGCGUGGGAAGCUGUGAAUCCAGAGGUGGCGCCUUUAAAGAAAACAGUGAAUACAGGGCAAAUACCAGCUUCUGCUUCUUAUUCCCCGAGAAGUCAAGAUUCUGUGUGUAAAUCUAUUCAAUCAAAUGCUGAAAGAAGCCAAAGUGCCUGGGGCUACAGAGGCAACAACAGAAAUACUAGCUUGAGAACUUGGGAUAGAAAUGAUUUCCGACCUCAGCAUAAAGCUGUAAGCCCUGUGGCAAGCAGUGAAUUUAGUUCUUGUCCAGUGAAUUUGGGAGCUCAACGACAAAAACAGUUCCAAACACCCGAAUUUCCUAUCUUACCUGGACUCAAAGAAGCUGAAGUAUCAAAACUACCUGGCUCUACAUUGAAAGGCCCAGACAGAGCCAGUGCUCUGCAGGCAUUUAAACCAAGUUUGCAGCAAAAUUCAUUUAAGAAAACAGAGUUGGGAGAUGUUCCAAGAGAAAAUUCUCUGAAGGAAGCUACCUUGCAUCAGGUAAAGGAAAAAGAUAAUUCUUUAAGAAUUAUUUCUGCAGUCAUUGAAAGCAUGAAGUAUUGGCGAGCACAAGUGCAGAAAACUGUACUUCUUUUUGAAGUUUUGGCUGUCCUGGAUUCAGCUGUCACACCUGGCCCACAUUAUUCAAAGACUUUUCUCAUGAGAGAUGGGAAAAAUAUUCUUCCAUGUGUUUUUUAUGAAAUUGAUCGUGAACUUCCAAGACUGAUUAGAGGCCGAGUUCACAGGUGUGUUGGACACUACGACCCAGACAAGAACAUUUUCAAGUGUGUUUCAGUCAGACCAGCAUCUGCUUCUGAACAAAAGACUUUCCAAGCAUUUGUUACAAUUGUAGAUGCUGAGAUGAGGACGUAUCAUACCAAAGUAAUGAAUGAAAUGUAAAUGGAGUCAAAGGGAAUUACACUGUAUGAGCAGAAGCAUUUGCUGUUACUACUUUACUACCUUCAUGGUUUUUAUCAGUCUUGUUUUUUGUAUUUCACUUCUCUUUAUAAAAAUAAAACUUUUCUUAUAGAUUUGACCAAAACAGCAUAGCUAGAUUUUUUUUAAUUUUGAAAUUUUAUUGAGCUAUGCUUUAUAGACGGGAUAAAGCACUCAUUUAAAUUGUAUAAUUUAAGUUUUUAGUGUGUUCACCAAGUUAUGCAACCAUUACCAUUAUCCAGAUCCAAAGAAUUUCAUUACUGCCAGAAGAAUGCACAUCCACCAACAGUACUUUCCAUUCUCUUUUGCUUCUCAGAACCACAAUUUUCCUUUGUGUAGCUAUGGAUUAUUUUGUUGUUCUGUGCAUAUCAGAGUAGACCUAAUCUUGAUAAAUGCUAAAUGAUUUUUUUUUUAUUUUCUAAGAAGACAAAUUUCUUGAAAAAAAAAUUUGGGUUUACACAGAAAGGUGUUCAGAGAAAUUUGUAUCAAUGCUGUAUUUUUCUUUCUUUUUUUUUUUUAGAAAGCUGAUAUGUUUUACAAAAUUAAUUUUUCAUUUUCCUUCAAGCAAGUUUAUUAUUAUAUUGGAUGAGGCUUGCAAAGGAGUCAAAAUUGAGUAGGGUCAGUGGUGAAAUUUGCCAGUAGAGGUUAAAUGAUGGACCACAAAGUUUUCUCAUAUAACAAUAUGUAGGGGGAGUCUUUGAAACAAGCUUUUGUGCUGUUAGGAGGAUUUAAUGCACAAGUACCAUAUCUUACUUGAAUUCCUCUCUUAAUAUUCCAUCUUUGAGGCCAUGUCUGUAAGUCCGCGUUAGUAUCUUUCCAUGCUUCAGUAGCCCAGCGUGUAAAAGGAACUCUAAACCUAAGUCAUACUCCACACUUCAUUUGCUGUUCAUCAGUCUUUACUUUAGAAUUACUAUGGUUUGCUGAAUAAGACAGGUGUUAGAAGCAUUCAUAUACCUUAAACAGAGACAUGACCUCAAAGGACCAUGUGAGGUAAGCAGAAUGUGUCCUAUUCUACUUGUGAGAGCCUGGCAUUGAGACAUGCUGGGAUCCACCCAAACCCCUUUAAAGGGAAUACACAUUGAGUUGGAGCUGAGAUGUUCAAAAGGAAAGAGAGCAGGAGGAUUAGUUUUGGUAGCCUACUUAAAUUUAAGUUUUAAGUUUUCUUAAUUCUCCCCACCUUCAGAGAGGCUCUGGUAACCUCAUCAUGCCAUGUAUAAUGUAUACCAUUUUAGUUUUAAAUUGAAAUGAAGUUCCUAGUAAGCAUUGAGCUCUUUUAAAUUAAUAUUUUUAUAAUUUGAGAACUUCAUACACAAAUACACUAUAUUUAUGCCAUUUCUACCCUUCUCUCUCCUCAAAUCCUCUCUCUACCCCCACUCCCUUUUGGAUUUCUGACUUCUACAUUAAUUAUUCUUAUAUAAAACCCACUGAAUCCAUUUAAUGUUACAUGUACAUGUACUUAGGCCUGACCACUUGGAAUCUGACAGCCUAGCAAAGGUUCAUCUUAGGGAUGAGGCCUUGUGGCCUCUCCCCCAUCCCUACUGGCAUGUCAUCUGAACUGGUCAUGAUUCUGGUUUUGUUUAGGUAACCAUACUGUUGAGCUUUUGUGUAUGCAGCAUUCCUGUCAUGACACCAUCUCCUAAACAUCCAGGUUCUCUGGCUCUUACAAUCCUCUUCUUUUCCCCUGUGAUGUUCCCUGAAUUGUAUGUGUAGGGGUUGUGUUGUAAAUAAUUUUACUGUUUUUGCUAAAAUGCUGUAUCUGUUAAAAUUCAAUCACCAGGUAAAAAUGCUCACUGUAACAGUCAGAAAUAGAUACUUAAACUACUUGAUUUUAGCUAAAGUGCUGGAAACACUCCUUGUAGGUAUAGGUGCUUCUUUAACAUGGAUAAUAAUUUGAGGCAGCCCCCAAACCAUCAGACUUUAAGGGACAAUACUGGAGGCACUUCCAUUAUCAGGAGCAAGAUGGCUAUCAGUAGUGUUUCAAGUGUUAUUCUGCAAUUGUUAGUUUAUGCAGGCCAUUUAAUUACUUCACUUUAUUUAGAAAAUAUUUUAAUUUGUUGAGAAUUCAUACAUUGUAUUUUGAUCAUAUUCCUUUCUUUCCUCAGUUCCUCUGAGACCCCCAUGUUCAUAUUUACCCAGCUUGGUGUACUUACCUUUUAAAAACUGGUAGACUCCAAUUAGUGCUGCUCAUGUACUCCUGGAUCGAUUUAAAGAAUUAAACCUAUUGUAUUCC
Arvicanthis niloticus (Nile rat) is the source of this 3438-nucleotide messenger RNA. Its product is annotated as spermatogenesis-associated protein 22. Gene Ontology annotation, biological process: regulation of meiotic cell cycle; meiotic DNA repair synthesis; homologous chromosome pairing at meiosis. The record is from RefSeq and is a predicted model, not a curated record. Lineage: Eukaryota; Metazoa; Chordata; Mammalia; Rodentia; Muridae.